GCUCUAUGGACAGCUUGUAUGAGCCGGUGCCAGAGCAACAAAAUAACAAGGAAAAUGCCUACUCAGCUACCAAUACCUGUGUGAAAAGAGGACAGUCAACAAGAUUUUCAAUGGCCACAGAACUAGACGAAAACCCAGUGGAGUCCACAGGCACGCUCCAAAGACUUUGGAGGCUAGCAGCAGCCAAGAAGACCGGCGAGCGCAGCGUGGAUGAACCGCAUCGUGCACUGAAACCUCCUGAUUCACCACAAGACAGUAAUCACUCAGAAGAGGGAGAUGACACUUUUGUUUCAUGCAUGAAACUAAUGAAAUCCCAAGAAAAGAAAAUUUGCAAAGAUAACACAACGAAAAAUGAAGAGACUGAAAGUAAAGUGAAUUUCAUUUCUCCAUCCCUGGGAAGAUCUCUUACGUCUAGAUCAAGCUAUUUGGAAGACAGUUCACCCCACUCAGGAAGCGAAUUUCAAUUAUGGCCUUUCAACGAUUGGAAGACAUCUGCAGAUAAUCCUCUCUGGCCAGGCGAUGUUCUGAUUUCUCAGACUAGAAAAUGGGGAAGCUCUACUUGCUCUGCCCACCACUCAGUCCUUACUUCUUCCCUCAUCGAUAUGGAUCUGCCACAUUCAUGGCGUAGCAGCAGCUUUGGGAAUUUUGACCGUUUUCGGAGCAAUUCCGUGUUCAAGCCAGAAGAUGCAAAUGAGAAAAGUGAAGUGGAAGGGAUAAAUGAAAAUAGAGAGCAAGAACCAACCAAAACUCCAAAUAAUGGUGGAAGUCUUGGCAAAAAAAUGAGGGCUAUUUCCUGGACCAUGAAGAAAAAAAUUGGUAAAAAGUACAUCAAAGCUCUUUCUGAGGACAGGAACGAAGAGGAUGCGGAAGAUGCCGGCCAGUAUAGGAAUAGUGACCCGGGACUUGGCGCCUACCCUGAGAAAUUCCCUCUCCAAGGCAGUGACUCAAUGGAGAGUAUCUACAGCGGUCAAAGUUCAUCAAGUGGAAUAACAAGCUGUUCGGAUGGAACAAGCAAUAGAGACAGCUUUAGGCUGGAUGACGAGGUCUUGUACACUGGACCAUUCUGUGGCCGAGCCAAAGUGCAUACAGAUUUCACACCAAGUCCUUAUGACACUGACUCACUCAAAAUUAAGAAAGGAGACAUUAUAGACAUUAUCUGCAAAACACCAAUGGGUAUAUGGACCGGAAUGCUAAAUAAAAAGGUGGGCAAUUUCAAAUUCAUUUAUGUGGACAUAAUCUUGGAAGAGGAAGCCAUACCAAAGAAGAUAAAAGCCCACCAAAAAAGUAAAAUGGCUAAACCCCAAACAGUGCAGGAGUUCCUAGAGAGGAUUCUUCUUCAGGAAUAUGCUUCGACGCUUUUGCUAAAUGGUUACGAGACCCUGGAAGAUUUAAAGGAUUUAAAGGAAAGUCACUUGAUUGAACUGAACAUUAAAAACCCGGAAGAUAGGAAGAGGCUGCUAUCAGCAGCUGAAAAUCUACUUGAUGAUGAAACUGUUGAAGAGGAAACUGAACCCAUAGCUCUGACGUUAAACGCAGACGUCCCGUUUCACAAGUCACAACUCAAUGAACGUCCCAGAGAUUCUGGUUGUUUUAUCUCAUCCGAAAACUCAGAGAACAGCAAAGAAGAUCCGGACUCUGAACAUUUGUCUCAGGCGAUGAAGAAAAUGACGAUUACAGAGUCCAACGAUUAAGUCUGUUUUUCAGCAGCAUGAACAGAUCCAAGAUGAGACUAAUAGAGGAACAACGUGAGUUAUUCGAGAAAAAAUGUAGUAGUGAACUGUAGAAGUGUUGAUAUUUAUUAAUUCUGAAAGUUGCUAGAGCACCAGGCCUGGAUGGGGGAAGAUCUGGGUUCCAAUCUGACCUCAAACCCUUCUUAGCUGUGUGACCCUGGGCAAGAUAUUUAAGCCCAGUUUCCUAGCCUUUGCUGCUCUUUUGCCUUAGAACUGAUACAAAAAUAGAAGGUAAAGGGUUUUUUUUAAAUACUUCUUGAUUACACACAGAUUUGAUUACCUUGAUUUUUCAGAUUUCUGAUUGAAAAAAAAAUCUUUAUUGUUUUAUGCUUUGUGUAUUAUAGUAAUAAGAAUAAAUAAGAGAAAAAUGUUUGUAAAAACUUCCUGAAAUAAAAGUUAUUGUCCUUUGCAUGCAUUACCAAUUAUUUUAUUUUAAAAGCUAGAUGUUAGGAUUGAGAGUCAAGAUUAGAGACAGGAGGUCCUAGGUUCAAAUCUGGCCUCAGACACAUCCCAGCUGUGAGACCCUGUGCAAGUCACUUGACCCUCAUUGCCUAGCCCGUAUCACUCUUCUGCCUUGGAGCCAAUACACAGUAGUGAUUCCAAGAAGAAGGUCAAGGUUUAUUUUUAAAAAAGCUAGAUCUUAGUAGCUCAUCAUUCCUUUCUCUUUAUGUCCCCAAUUAACAAGAACCUUGUUUUCUUUAGAAACAUAUUACAAGUUCAUCAUCAUAAUAUUUGACUCAAUAAAAAGUAGUAACUGCCUCUAAAUCCACUUGUUAUGAUUUGGUUUGCGGCAUUGAAUAUGUAUUCCCCCGGCAGUUGCCAACAAAAUUAGCUAUUUUGUCCAUAUCUCUUCUCCAUUCCACCCCUUCCUCAAGAAAGUUGUUAGAGUCACGUUGCUUAACAUGCGUGGCUUACAUUUUUUCCAAAUUAAUGAUUAUUUUCCAAGGUUAAAUAUUUAACAGUGUCCAAAGUAAGAGCUAAAAGAAGUUUUGCAGCAUAAUUUUAGUUAAACUACUUAUAAUGUAAAUUUAAUUGAUUUUGUCCUAAAAUAUUCACAUUGUGUACCAUUUGGCUACAAAUUAUCUUAAUGUUAGUAACAAAUAAAACUAUAUGAU
Molecule: messenger RNA, 2845 nt
Organism: Monodelphis domestica (gray short-tailed opossum)
Lineage: Eukaryota; Metazoa; Chordata; Mammalia; Didelphimorphia; Didelphidae
Gene: SAMSN1
Product: SAM domain, SH3 domain and nuclear localization signals 1
Biological process (GO): negative regulation of peptidyl-tyrosine phosphorylation; negative regulation of B cell activation
Cellular component (GO): cytoplasm; nucleus
Molecular function (GO): phosphotyrosine residue binding
Source: RefSeq, a predicted model, not a curated record